UUGAUGUCACCGGAAGUGACACGGUUCCAGAAUUUUUAUCAGUCGCGACAAAAUUUAGAACCGUUGGUGCUACCCGAACGCGGCCUGAGCCCUACAAUCAUGGGGAAGAAGAACAUCAUCCCUGAAGGAUGGCGCAAUCUGACACCCGUUGGAGACAGGAUUCCAGGAACACGGUUUAUCGCUUUUAAAGUGCCUCUGAGAGGGUUAACAAGCUUCCGCCUAACCCAGCAACAGAGAUUUACCCCAAAAGACUUAAUUAAUACAAUCAAGGAGAAAAAUGAAGAGCUUGGACUAAUAAUAGAUUUAACAAACACAGAUCGGUACUAUACAGUCAAGGAUUUACCUAAAAAUGUGCAGUAUGUGAAAAUGGCCACCGCUGGACACAAGAUACCAGAUGAUAGUUCAAUUCAUCACUUUAAAAAGCUUGUAAAAGGAUUUCUAUGGAACAAUGCUAGUAAUGAUAAACUCAUUGGUGUUCAUUGUACGACUGGCACUAACAGAACAGGAUACCUUAUAUGCAGGUAUUUGAUUGAUGUUGAUGGAUGGGAUCCAGGAAGUUCCAUGCAUGUCUUUGCACGGGCUCGUGGACACAGAAUAGAAGGAGUGGUAUAUACAACUGACCUUAUAAGAGGACCCAUAAGAAGCAAUCAUGGUAUAAACCGCAUUCCAGGUGAAACAGCCAAAGAAUACGGCAUUCGGCUUGCGCUUGAAGAACAGCUAAGGAAUAACAGUGACUUGAAAGAAGAUAAAAACCUGACUAUUCAAGACAACAGUAGUGAUGAUGAGGAGGAUGGAGAUGUUGAUUUUCGUAUAGGUGUCACAGACUUUCAAAAGGAUUUGUCUGGAAACAGAGAGAGCAUUCCAAAUGAAUAUAACAAAAGCGAUCUUCCACUGAGAGAUUAUCAUGAAAUUCCCAACAAUUCUGGUCUUAGAGAAAAGCGAUUUGACGACCAAUUAUAUUCUCCUGAAGUUAAUAGAAUGAAAUUUUUAAAUGACACUCUACCUUAUGAUGCUCAAUCAGAAAAUCUGGAUUAUGAUCUUCGUCUAGAAAGACUAGAACGCCCUGGUUUUCCUCCUAGAGUGUGUGAACCUAUGAUCAGGGAAAAUCGGCCUUACAAUGAAUUUAAGCCUCAUGAAAUGCAACCGCUCUUCUCAGAUAGGCACCUUAAUAAUGAGCCAAAUUUUCCAGAACGACACAUGCCUUUUUGCGAUAUUGGCCCAAGGCCCAGAUUACAUGGAGAUUAUCCUAAUGAAUUUUCUCAAGAACCAAUGAUUCAUAUGGCUAAACGUGAAGAAAUGAUGUCAAGAAGAGACAUUCAUCCUUUUGAACGUAGACCUUUUCCUUCUAGAGAGCCUGAAUUUCUUUCAGAACCUUGUCCUCCUCCUCGCCUUAUGGAAGGCCCCUUCAAUCAAAGAAUCCUCUUAGAUGAUGCUGUUCUAAUGCACAAAUCCAGGAUGAUGCAGAGACCAAUGCACGAGGACCCUAGAAACAUGGUUGAAAGAAGGCUUUUUGAGGAACGAAGAAUUAUACCUUCUAAAGUAUCUAUUAGAGGACCGAAUAGAUCUGCACCAUAUGAUCCUACUACGAGAGCACUUCAACAAUUCUUAGAACAGAACGCGAGACCUCCAUUACAUGUGAAACAAAUGCCUCGCUUACCAGUUCCUCCUGUUGAUUAUAACUUUAAUAUGCCAACUAGAUUUAAUUGAAUUUAAAGUUUAGAUUGUUUAGUCACUUUUAAGAGACCCUAAGUUUUCAUGUUAAUGUUUAAUUCAUCUUUAGAAUAUUUGAAGAAUGAUUGAAUAUAAUUGAUUUUUUUUUAAUAAUCUAUUUUGUUUGAUUUCUGUUCGUGGUAGUUUUUUAAUCUGUUGUCAUACAUUUAUAUUACUUUAAAACCUAAAUAAACCAAAAUUGCAAAUUAAAUUCCAAACAAAA
This is a messenger RNA of Bombina bombina (fire-bellied toad), 1933 nucleotides long. RefSeq lists its product as uncharacterized. NCBI's taxonomy places the organism in Eukaryota, Metazoa, Chordata, Amphibia, Anura, Bombinatoridae. The transcript has 10 exons. Gene Ontology annotation, biological process: dephosphorylation. Gene Ontology annotation, molecular function: polynucleotide 5'-phosphatase activity; protein tyrosine/serine/threonine phosphatase activity. The record is from RefSeq and is a predicted model, not a curated record. Bases 4 to 1707 code for a protein of 567 amino acids.